GCCAAGAAUUCAUUGUUGAUUUACUUAGUAAAUUACAUUGUACAUCUCCAAUGUACUUUGAAUCUGUUAAAAGUGUCUCCAGACAAAUGUACCAAAAAAUAGUUGGUCUGGAUGAUCAUGGAUGUUGACUACACAGUAGUCAGUUUAAAACGAUCUAGUAGUGCACCCAUGAUCAAUAAGAUCACUGCAACAAUGUCUGUGACAUCACCUUCCGCUUCUGCGCCAAGGGAUGUUCCUUCAAAUUUUAAUAUAUUUUCAAAUUCAUCUCGCACACGACGUUUCAGCACUAGUAGUUCUGGAACUGUUCCUAGGCUAACGCCACGUGUAAGUCAAUUGAGACAAGAAGAAUGUAUUGAUGUUGCUGGUCGUGAGGCAGCACAUGAGAAAGAAAUACAUAGUGCCAUGCAGAUCUCUCAAUCCUGGGAGGAUCUUACCAUAGAAGCAGAAGGACUAUCCUUUAAAGACUCGGAAUCAACUUCAUUACAAUUUAAAAUAGAAUCAAGGCCAAUUGCCAAACGAAUUCUUGAUCCAUUGAGUAUCAACUUAUCUGUAAGUGGUCCAACUAUAUAUUCUUCACCAUCACCAACAAGAACUGGAUUUGGUCAGAGACAGUGCUAUUCACCUGGUGUACAUGCAGCUACAUGGAAAAAUAAUUUAUCACCUAGUCCUACUAGAAAAGCUUUCGCUACAAGACGGAGCCUAAGUCCUAUUGCAAUACGACCAAGUUGUUUAGCAUCAGUCAAAAGAAAAUUUGAAUUAGAUGAUUCUGGAAUGGAUCAAUUACAUCCUCCUGCAAAACGUACCUCUGGUUUGUUAACUUCUGCUUCAUCUAGGUUGGAUGUUGCAAUAUCUAGUCCACAUCCAGGAACUAUUAGCUCAGCUGGAACUCCAGAAUCUUGUUCCAGUCUUGAUUCUCCUGGCUUUUCUUUCCGACCCGUGCAUAGCCCAUCACCCGGUCCAGGUGCUCCUUCGAUUAUUAAUGACGAUCCAUCUUCUUCCUCUUCGUCUUCUUCUUCAUUUUCUUCGUCUUCCUCGUCUUCUUCCAUUACUUCUUCUUCUACAACUAUUUCGUCAGAAGGAUCGAGUGUACAGGUCAAAACUUUUAAAGAAAUCCAAAACACACAAACUACACGAGAAAAUAAUGAAUAAAAGGAAGCAUUUAAAAACAAACCCUGAAUGAGGAACAUGUACCAUUGCGAUGGCAAACUUAUUCUUAUGAACAGUAAAAGAUGAUUAUUAGA
Eufriesea mexicana is the source of this 1241-nucleotide messenger RNA. Its product is annotated as protein FAM122A. Gene Ontology annotation, molecular function: protein serine/threonine phosphatase inhibitor activity. The record is from RefSeq and is a predicted model, not a curated record. The transcript has 5 exons. The coding region runs from base 112 to 1149 and encodes 345 amino acids. NCBI's taxonomy places the organism in Eukaryota, Metazoa, Arthropoda, Insecta, Hymenoptera, Apidae.